CAUGGCUGAUAAAGAAGAAUUAAGCAUCAGACUGAAGAAGCUGCUGGUGAGAUUGAAUCUUCAGGAGGGAAAGCAGUUGGGCACUUUGGUUCAGAUCAUUCAAGAUCUUCUGUUCCUGUCCUAUACAGAUGACUGUGUUGAGCUGUUUGCAGAUAAAAAUGUCCACGUGCCCCUGAUGCUGGUGCUGUCCUCACAUUUCAACAGCAAAGUUCAGGAGGUGGGCUGGUCUCUGAUGUGUCGUCUGAUGGAGAUCUGCCCCUCCACACGGGACAGCCUGACCAACCCAGAGGACUAUCAGUUUUUAGCAGUGAACCAGCAGAUUCUGAAGGUGCUCUCCAUGUAUCAAAAGGACUCCAAGAUGAUGAUGGUGGGCCUAAGAGCUCUGGCUCUGUUACUGAAGUCAGAUGAGAUUCUGAUGCAGGUUCUGGAUGAGGAGGAAGUGGAUGUGUUUCUUCUGGUUCUGGAGGCGAUGAGGUCAUUCAGUGACAGUGUGGAGGUUCAACUGCAGGGAUGUGCUUCUCUACAACUACUGCUGCAGAGAGUUUCAGAAGAUCAUUUGGUGGAGUUCAUUGAGAAGAAAGAUCAUGAGGUGGUUGUCAAUGCUCUCAGAAUCUUCAUGGAGAGUGAGAAUGUAGUUCUGCAGGCUCUGAAAGUCCUCCUACCACUGGCUGAUCCAGCCAGCAAUGUAGAGAUGCUGAUGUCCAAAACAGUGAAAUGCUACAGUCUGACCUGCCGGGCCAUGGUCACGUGGCUCGACUCGGAGGCAAUACAGGAGGCUGGGUGCUGUUUGUUGCUGAAAUUGACAUCAGAAAGUUACUACAAUAUUCUCGUGCUUAAUGAGGUUCAUAAAGUGGCAAUGAAAGCAUGUGUCUCUUAUCCUGAGAAUGCAACAGUGCAGGUCACUGCUCUUUCCUGUCUGAGUGCACUAGCUGAGUGUAUAGUACAGAAUGAAGGACUCGACAGAGAGUGGGAUGAGGAGGUUGAACACAAACAGAAAUUGCUGGUAAAGAAUGAGGCCGCCCAAGCUGAGGAGACACUGAUAUGGGUAGAGGCAUGUUAUACAGCUUUACAGAAGCAUGCAGAAGACAUCACAGUGCAGGAAGCUGCAUGUUGGGCUUUAAACAGUUUGCUGCUGCAUGGCAGAACAUCCAUCCAUGUGGAACUGGAAGGAAGGCCUCCUCUUCAUACACUCAUCAUGGCUGCAAUGCUCUUACAUUCAUCAUGUGUGGGGGUGGUCCAUGCUGCUUCCUGCACUCUAGGCACGCUAAUACAAUGCCACAGUAGGAUAAGAGCUUUGCUGCUGUCUCACGGAAUCCAUUUCAACAUCAUGGAUCUGAUGAAGAAACAUGCGAGCUCCAGCGAUGUGUGCAAAAGUGCCUGCAAACUGCUUCACAUACUCUUCCAGGGAGCGAGGGCUAGUCUAGAUGAAGGAGCUCUGGUUAUUGGUCAGAUUCUGAUCACUCUAAAAACUCAUAACUUCCUUCCUGAAGUUCAGCUGGAGGGACUCCGAGCCAGUUUAGUGCUUCUCAACCCAGACAGGAGUUUAAGGGAACAUGGCAACUCAGUGGCUGAUGCUGAAAUAAUGGACGUGUCCCUGCGGGUGCUGAAGAACCAGUGUGUACUAGAGGGAGCGCACACUGUAUAUCUUGAGGCUCUUAAUAGAUUUAUCAGUAGUGCAGAGAUUCAGGAGUGUGGGCUUGGCGUUCUCUCUGCACUAGCAGGCAGUUCUGGAGCUGUUGACCUCAUGUGCCAGCAGGGGGCGAUAGACACAGUACUGCACACAAUGCAGAUGUUUCCAGAGCAACGGGAUAUUCACUACUGGGCUCUUAGUCUUCUGUUUCACCUCAUCUCCAAGAAGAAGCUUUCUCGUAUGAUGGUGCCUCUACUGGUCUCAGUGCUGGUCAGCUCUGUACGGCAACACAAAGAAGACUCAGUCAUGCUCCUCAAGGGUUUUCAGGUGCUUUGGAAGCUGUUGGACAAGUGCUCCAGUACCGCAGCAGAGCUCCAGAGAGAGGGAUUUGAGAAGGAGAUCUUCCAGAUCCUGAAGGAGAGCAAUCCAGAUCAGCACAAAGAUCCAUUGCAGAGAAUCAGCUGCCUGUGCUUGUGUAAGAUGACAGCUGACAGUGACAUCACGUACAGUCUGUUGGAGAGAGCGUGUGAAGAUGGAGAUGUGGUCAUGACAGAGUGUCUGAUACAACUGGGCGCUGACAUCAACAAAAAAACAAAGACCGAUUCACUCAUAUACCAGGUUUGUGAUCAUGGGGCUCCUCUGGCUUUGGUGGAGCUGCUGGUUUCUGCAGGGGUUCAUGAACAACAGUUGCGUGGAGCUCUGGCUGUGUGUGUCAGGAGAGGGGAUGACCCUGCUGUCAUCCUCUUACUCGCUCAUCUAGGGCUGGAUUACACCAACAGUGCCCUCUGCCUUGGGGGUUUCUGUCUCGGGCGAAUGAAAGCAAGCUGGCUCAGUGCACUGCUCUCCGAGCGCAAAAACCUCAAGCCAACUAGCAACAACAACAGUAAAGGUCAGUGUUUCGCAAGACAGAUCAUGGCGCUCCAGAGGAAGAAGGGGUUUUUGGGAGUCCCUAGAUAUGCAAGUGAUGUCAGCACAUCAGGAUAUUUGACCGAUGAGGAGAGUGACGACUCGCACAUCUCCUUAGAUGACAGCCUGGUCUUUAUGCUUGAUGAUAUGGAGAGUGACGGGAGUGAUGGAUCUCCAUGUGGAUUAAUGCUUUACAGCGAUUCACCAGAACUGAGCAAGAAACCUGCUUUGAGACAACACAGUCGGCGCAGAUGGGCCAAUUCAGAGAGAUGCUACGUUGAGACUGAUCCACAUAAGAGGUUUAACUGGAACUCUCACAACUCCAGAGGGCAGGGAUUUGAAAACUCCUCCCCGAGUCCUGUUGCUUUGGGUAUGGACAAAGAGCCCAUCCGUCUGCUGGAUCUGUCAGGGAAUGAGUUGGAUAGUCUAUCCUGUUUGAUGGACGAGAGUUCUGUUAAACAACACAUUGAGAAUCUUCUGCAGCUCGAUCUGAGCAGCAACUGCCUGUCAGAGUUUCCCAGUGCUCUCUGUCAGAGCCUACGAAGUCUGACUCAACUUGAUCUCCAAGGUAACCAGCUGCAGUCACUUCCUGCGGAGCUCCUGGGUUUGCCUGCACUGAGCGCGCUCAAUGUAUCCCGCAACAGCAUUGGUCCACUUCUUCUGCUGGACCCGUCAGUGCGCAGCCCUACCUUACGCCAGCUCAACCUGUCCUUCAACCAGAUCACUGUGUUCCCCUUUCAGUUGGGUCAGGUCAUGGACAAACUGGAGGAGGUUUCGCUGGAGGGGAAUCAAAUAUCAGAACUGUCUCUGCCACUCUGUCUGGCUGAAUUGAAAGUUUUAGACGUCAGUAAGAAUCAAGUUACAACGGUUUCAGAAAACUUCCUCACCGAUUGUGUCAAGAUGGAAACUUUGAAUGCCUCAUUUAACAAAAUCAGUUCACUGUGGCACCUUCCUUCAAAAAUAACCACCAUUAAAUUAUCACAGAACAGUUUUACAAGCGUUCCUGAAGUAAUUGUCAACUUGCCACAUGUGCGUUCAGUGGACAUGAGGAAUAACAGCAUCAGUGUUUUGCCGGGUCCAGAGGUCUGGCUCAGUGUGAACCUUAGAGAGCUGAUGUUCAGUCACAAUCACAUCUCUGUGCUGGACCUCAGCGGACCCGUCUACAAGUGGGCUCGACUCGAGAAACUCCAUCUGAGUGCCAACAAACUCUCUGAGAUUCCUCCUCAGAUUGGUUUUCUGGAGGACCUGACAUCUCUAGAUGUGAGUCAGAAUGCAGCCCUGCGCUCUUUUCCUGAUGAGAUGGGGAAGCUGCUGCGCUUGUGGGAUCUUCCUCUGGAUGGCCUACAACUGCACCUCGACCUCAAACACAUCGGUAGCAAAACCAAAGACAUCAUCAGGUUCUUGCAGCAGCGUUUGAGGAAGGCCGUGCCGUAUUACCGAAUAAAGCUCAUCGUGGUGGGAAGCCCGUACAGUGGGAAAAGCUCUCUGAUACAGCGGCUGAUGAGACUGAAACGCUCACAGAGAAGAUGUGAUCAGCACACUGUCGGCAUCAGCGUCAGGGAUUGGAAAAUCAGAAACAAAGACAAGAGGAGCAUGCUGCUCAAUGUGUGGGAGUUCUCAGGUGGUGAGGAGUGCAACGGUCUUCACCCUCAUUUCAUGAGCACCAGAGCUCUGUAUCUGGUAUUGUAUGAUCUGAGUAAAGGACCCAGUGCACUAGACUCCAUCAAACCCUGGCUAUUCAACAUUAAAGCUAUAGCAGGCCAGUCUCCUGUGAUUGUGGUUGGCACUCAUGCAGAUGUCUGUGAAGAGCGCCACCUGCAGGAGGAGCGUGAGGAGCUGCUUUCUCAAACAGGCUUUCCAGUGAUCAGGGAGAAUCACAUACUGUGUGCCUGUGAGGAGUCAGAGUCAAUCAGCAGGUUACGCAAAGCCAUCUGCAGAGAGCUCACUGGAUUCAAGAUCCAGGGUGAGCCGGUGAUGGGUCAGCUGAUUCCAGACUGUUAUGUGGAGUUGGAGAAGAGAAUCCUGCAGGAGAGAUCUCGUGUUCCUGAUGAAUUUCCCGUGCUGACACACAGCAGACUGAUGCAACUGAUAAAGGAAACACACCUACCGCUGGAGGAGGGAGAGUUACCUCAUGCUGUACACUUCCUCAGCGAGGCCGGUGUCCUGCUGCAUUUUGACGAUCCAGUGUUGCAGUUAAAGGAUUUGUACUUCAUUGACCCACAGUGGUUUUGUAACAUUAUCUCACAGACAUUGACCCUGAGUGGUUCAGGUCAGUGGGACAGUGCUAGAGGAGUGGUACAGUGCUCCACUAUAGAUAAGUUUCUGGUUAAAAGCCGCUGUUUCCCUCAAGAUCACAUGACUCAAUACUUCAAACUGCUGGAGAAGUUUCAGAUCGCAUUGCCCUUUGGAGAGGACCAGUUACUCGUGCCCAGCAGUCUGUCAGAUCACAGGCCGGUGAUCGAGCUCCCUCACUGUGAAAACUCAGAGGUGAUCACUCGUCUGUAUGAGAUGCCGUACUUCCCCAUGGGCUUCUGGUCCAGACAGAUCAGUCAUCUGCUGGAGGUGUCAUCAUUCAUGCUCUAUGGCAGAGAGAAAGCAUCGAGACCAAACCGGAUCUACUGGAGGAAAGGCAUUUAUCUGAGUUGGUCUUCUGAAGCUUACUGUCUGGUGGAGGCCUCGUCUCUGGAGGAGAACCCUGCCAGCUUCAUCAAGAUCACCGUCCCCAGCUCCCGCAAAGGUCAUGUGUUGUUGGGGCAGGUGGUGGAUCACAUAGAUUCUCUUCUGGAGGAAUGGUUUCCAGGCCUUCUCACUACUGAUGUCCACGGCUCUGGAGAAACUCUGCUGAAGAAAUGGGCUCUGUACAGCUUUAGUGAUGGAAGACACUGCCAGAAGAUGCUGCUGGAAGAUCUGCUGUCCAACAUCAAUGCAGAUGGUUUGCUGGUCAAUCCAGAAGACCCCAGCUGUACUCUGCCUAUCUCUCAGAUCUGUCCAGACCUGGUGCUGCGUGACCAGCCCUCUAGCACCAUACUGGAUCCUGAGGAGCUGGAGAUGGAGCUCUCCAAAGAGUAUCUGCUGGGUGGUGGAGGAUUUGGGUCUGUAUAUAAAGCUGUGUACAAGAAUGAGGAAGUUGCUGUGAAGAUUUUCAACAAACAUGCAUCUGCGCUUUAUGUUCACAGACUGGUACGACAGGAACUGGCAGUGCUCGGUAGACUACGUCACCCCAGCCUGGUGGGCUUGUUGGCCACUGGCUGUAACCCGCACAUUCUGGUGAUGGAACUGGCUCCAUGCGGCUCUCUGGACUCACUGUUUGAGUGUGAGAACGGCAGUCUCAGCCGUAAACUACAGCACAGGAUAGCUCUGCAUGUGGCAGAUGGUCUCAGAUAUUUGCACUCCUCUAUGAUUGUCUAUCGGGAUCUGAAGCCACACAACGUUCUGUUGUUUAACCUGAAAACAGACUCUGAGGUCAUCGCUAAGAUCACAGACUAUGGCAUAGCACAAUACUGCUGCAGUAUGGGUGUCCGCAGCUCAGAAGGAACACCAGGGUUUAGAGCGCCUGAGGUUGCUCGAGGAAAUGUCAUCUAUAACGUCCAGGCUGAUAUGUAUUCAUUUGGUCUGCUGCUGUAUGACCUUUUGACUUAUGGUGAGAGGAUAUCUGAUGGGAUGAAGUUUCCCAGUGAAUUUGAUGAGGUGGCUGUACAGGGGAAACUGCCAGAUCCAGUGAAUGAAUAUGGCUGUUCUCAGUGGCCGGGGUUUGAGUCUCUCAUGAGGGACUGUUUGAGAGAAAAUCCCCAGGACAGACCCACAUCUGCUGAGGUGUUUGAUCGUCUGAAUCGUGCAGAGAUGUUGUGUCUGAUGCAGGAGCUGAUGUUGUCGAGUUUACCGGGCGAGUGUCUCGCCGUUUCUAACGCAGGUGGAGGUGUGAACGGAGGACGAGAUGUUUGUGUGUGGAUCGGGGGCGGCAGUAGCAGUCAGAAGCUGGGCUGUGUAACAUCACUGGAUUUGGAGACAAGGAAGAGCUUGAGCCACGAGAUUGAUAGCAGUCCUGUCCUGUGUGUGGUGACAGUCAGAGCUCCUGGGUCAGACUGUGAUUGGUUAGUUGCUGGUACUCAGUCUGGUUCACUCAUCGUCAUGGAUACAAGGAGCGCAGAGAUUGUGCACUGUCUGAAGAGUGUGAAGGACUCUGUGACAUCACUGUAUUUCUACACGGAUUUACAGCACAGAUGUUUAAAGAGUUACCUACUGGUGGGGACAGCAGAUGGAACAAUAGUCAUUUAUGAGGAUUCAGUCUUGAAGGUGAAGAAUGGAGAUUCAGUGAAAUCGCUGCAGGUUGGAGAUGUGAACACUCCACUGAUGUGUGUCGGCCCCUCGAGUCACUCUCAGGAGCGCAGAGCACUGUGGGCUGGAUGUGGUACCCAGGUGAUAUCACUUACAGUGGAGGAUGGCAUCUGUAGGAGUAUAGACACCAAACCCAAACAACUCUUCCCGCAGCAGGGUCGUGUCAGCAGUGAUGCGUGUAUAUCGCAGUUAGCAGUGGACAAACACUUGUACGUGAGUAAAACAGGAGGCCACAGUGUGGAGGUCUGGGACAAGAAAACAGAGAGGAUGGUGAACGUCAUCGACUGCGCAAAGUUACUCAGUUUAGGUUCAACCAGAAAGGCCAAAGUCCCGAGUGAGGACACAUCCAGAAAUAUGGAGUCAUCUUGGGCGAUUGUGAAAACCCUGUUGGUGCAGCACAGUGGUACUCUGUGGAUUGGGAUGAGAUCAGGACACAUGCUGUUAGUGGAGAUGUCCAGCUGUCAGCUACUGCAGACCAUCAGCUCUCACUGCCACUCCAUUUGCUGCAUGAGCUCUGUGCUGCUAGAGACACUAAACCGCAAGAGCGUUAUUCUGGUGUUGGGAAGACAACAACACAUUCCACAAGACCAAACCAAAACACAGUCAGUUGAGGAUUCAGUGUUGAUGGUGUGGAACAGUUCACUUCCUCUAGAGGUCAAAGAUCUAAACAAACAUUGUGAGCUACGAGACAAGAUCAACAGAAUGAGAGACACACUCCAAGACUGAACUUCAUGUCUGCCUGGGCAUCAUUUCCUGUCAUAUACUGUACAUCACCUCAGACACAUGUAAAAUAACUAGUUAGAAGUUUCUUUAUACUAUUCUGUUAAAAGGGACCUGUGUGAAAAUGCAGUUAGUGUGAAAUGUGUUUUGUACAAUCAAGGCAAACUAUUAUUAUAUGUAGCUGUGCAUUAGUAUAUUUGAAUUAGGGAUGUGCCUGAAGCCGAAUACCAUAUUUGGAAAGGCACGAAUAGUGACUUCAAAACAAAUAUUGGAUUCAUCCGAAUAAUAUAAAAUAAAUACUUGUUUGACAGAUUAUCCAAGAAGCGAAAUUUCAAAUAAACAUAUCCAAAACUUUAUAUAUCUGUGCAGCCAAUAUUUCUAAAAUGUAAACCUUAUGAAUGAAAAUGCGCACGGUGUGAUUUCAGAUCGGAUGUGUGUGGUCUCGACUCCGUUUGCGAUCUCUGUUAAUUGUGCGCGUUUGGAGCUUAUCAAGUGUAACAUUAAAUAAGAUAUGACAUCAUAUACACUUCCCACUUCUUGGAAUGUCUGUUAAUGUAUCACACGAUUCACACAUAAUGAUUCUCAUGUAUUCAUUUAUAGCCUAAACCUGAGCACGAUGUUAAAUUCCUGACCUGAAGUGAUGAUUUCACGUCUGAGUUGACAUCAUUUAUAUUCACAUCGUGAUUAAGGUUAUUAGCUGGUUAAGACUUUAUUCCGAAAAAAGUUAAAAUGCUCCAUAAAUGUUUAAAUAUAGUAUUCAUCUGUCUGGAAUAUUUCUGCUCAUGUAAAAUGAAGAAACACAAACAUGCUCCAUCUUUUUUCUUCUUUUUCCUCUUUAAACUGUGUUAAAUUUGAGAAUUUUAUGUUUUCUUGAGCUCUGGAAAGGUGCUAUAUAAAUUUAUUAUUAUUUAACUAAAUAAUGGUGUCCUAUUAUGGGAUCAAGAUCCCGUCAAAAGUGUAGUGGUCACGGAUCCAAAAAUAACAAGCAUGAUAUUUAAAAUAUGCUGCAAAAAAGCCAUCAGAGUCUCAUUGGAGUGACGUCACCUCCCCUCUUCCAAUGAUUGGCUAGAGGAGGAGCUGUCGAUCAAGAACUAGUGGACCAAUAAGGACACAAAACACCUCCUGAUUUACAUGAAAUUCUACUCAAGUUUUGGAAAAUCAAGCGCAGAACUUGGAAACAAAAGCAAAGAAAAAUACAGCGCAAGUGUAUUAAAAAAUGAAAAUAUGAGCAAAAUUGUCAGACAGCACAAAAAACAGUAAUAUAGCCAAGGAAAACAUGACUUUGUUUGCAAUUCUGAUGACUUUGCUUGAAUUUUUCUGUUUUUUUUUUGUUUUUUUUGCAGCAUAUUUUAAAUGUGUUUUACAUAUAUUUGAUUCAUGCUUAUUAUUUUGAUCUGCGCUUUUUAUUUAUUUUUGUGCUUAUUUUUUUUCUGUACUUAUUAUUUUUUGAUUCACGCUUGUUAUUUUUGGAUCCAUGACCGCAAUACUUUUGAUGGGAUUUUGAUCCCAUAUCCUAUCGUAAAAAAUCCUGAUAGACUUACGGGACUUUCACCAGUUUCUAGGCUAUAUUGAUUGAUUUUAUUUUAAUUUCUUUUAAUGUUUGAAUUUGUAUUUAUUAUUCACUGCAAAAUGUGUGCUUGACAUUUCACAUUUUGCUUGACACCUCCUGCCUCGAGUAAUAUUAUACAUGCACAGACACAAACGAAAAUACUGUUUCAGCAGAUAUUAAUAUCAGAAAUACCAGGAGAAACCACAGUUAACAACAUAUUCCACAGUUAAUGUAACCUAUUCAGCUUCAUCUGGUAAGAAAAAGAAUGCAAAUAAUUUACAUUUAAUUAAACCCUAAUAAUAAUAAUAAUCAUUAGUAAACUAUUAUUAUGAAAGGGCAUAUACAAGGCAUUUUUUAUUAAAGAAACUAUCAAAGAGUAACAUUUAAAAAUGGGAGUUUCAUUUAGUUUUGAAGCACUUUCUGUUUUAAGUUUUAUCAAAGUAUCUCUAAUUUACUGUGGUAACCAUCCAUGCUUACCAUAGUUACUACAGUGAUUUGUAGUGCAAUAAAACUGGGGUAACUUGUUAGGGUUAGAAAGAAAUGUUACAAUGUUUGAAGGUGAUCCCACAUUCAUUUAUUAUGACUUUUUAUGGUAUUUUGUCAGUGGUUAGGCUGGUUACCAUUGUCAUUUUUUAUUAUUAUUUAUUAGGGGACCAAGCUGCUGGAACCCUAUUGUAAUUGUACUGAUUUUCUUCUUUUUUUUUUUUUUUUUUUUUUUCUGCCCUAAAAGUAUAAGGGCAUCAGAGACCAUAAGUCAUGGAGACACCAAACUUGGCAGGAUGAUCCCAAAUCCCCCUCACUACUCGGGCACACAAACGCACACCCAUCUGACCCUAGGUGGUGCUAUAAUAAACACUUUUACAUUUUGACUCACAUCUCUGCAACAGUAAGGGCUAGAAUCAAAAUUCUUGAGUCAAGCUCUACAAAAUGUAUAUCUCCGAUUUCAUUUCCAUCUAUAAUUUUUGUUCUGCCAUUUUGAAUUUUUGGAAAAACCUACUUUUUUUAAACUCCUCUUAGACCGUUAGUAUAAUCAUCAGUUUGGUAUACAUCAUCUACACCUCCUUACAAAAAGCUAUCAAAAGAAUUUCGAUACGUCAAAUCGUUCCGAAGAUAUUAACAUUAAAAUUCCUUCGGUUUAAUGCGAUUUGAGUAAUUGAUCAAUAUCUACUCAUCACAAACUCCAAAUGUAACCAAACUCAGUACACAUAGUCAACAGGACGUUUAGAAGAUGUCAGCAAAGUUUCAUAUAAUUCUGCACCUAGGGGGCACUACAACUAAAACUGUCAUAACUUUGCAGCCGUUUGAGCGACAAAGUUUAAAUUAAAAUGCAUCUUCUUUGGUUCAAAUGCUAACCUAUUCUUAAAAAAUAGUUUAUAACUCGUAUUGGGAAUGGCUGAGGGUUAUAGAAAUUACUAUACACAAGUAGGGUGUCAACUCGAAGCCGCAUAUAAAAUUUUGUGACAUUCGGCCACACGGUGGCAAUAUAAUUAGCUAAUUCACGUUUUUGCUCAUAACUCCGGAAUCGUAUAGGCGACAAUACAAAUUUAUUCCCCACAAUGAUAUGGUCACUUUAUUUUCCAUUUCCGCAAGAAACUUUUUUUACAAUUUCGGUUUAUUUGAAAAACCUACUUUUUCGAACUCGUCCUAGGCCGUUUGCCUGAUUAUCAUAAAACUUACAUUUACAUUUAUUCAUUUGGCAGACACUUUUAUCCAAAGCGACUUACAAAAGAGGAAAACAUAAAAGUGCCACAUUACAAAGUUUCACUUGCAUCAGAAUAGUAUUCAAACAGAUUAAAGUGCAACAAUAAUUUUUUUUUUUUUCUUUUUUUUUUUGUGACUGGUUAAGUGCUCAUGGAAAAGAUGUGUUUUUAGUCGUUUAUUGAAGACAGAUAGCGAGACAGCAAAUAUGUUUUGGGCAUGGCCUAUAAUGACUAAUUAGCCCGUAUCUUGUGAACACAAUUUUCAAACUUAACAACAUUUGUACACAUAGACAAGAGGACACUCUGAGGUAACAUGCAGAGCUUUGUUCAUUUUUAAUGCUGGGAGUGCUAUAGCUUAAUAAAAUUCUAUUUUUGCAACUGUGCUCAAAACACCAAAAUAGAUGUCCACAGGAUCUUUUCUGUCAAAUUUGAUUCUUUUGGUCAUCUUGCCAUAUGUGCUUGGCCCCUGACAGUAGCUGCUUGUGGCUAUAUUUAUUAUUUGUAUGUGAGGGACUUUAUGGGUAUCAUGUUAAGGGGCAGCAACUUUCGGAAAUGACAUCGUUAUACUCUCUGCACUGCCAGAUACACAAACACAAAUUCUGGUUUAAAUAUCAGGAUUACUAUUAAAGUCAUUUAUGCUCUGAUUUAUUCACGUGGGAAUUGUUUAAAGAAAUCAUAUUAUCUAAAUACAUAUAUUAAAGGACGAUUCUUAGCUGGACCUUGAGUAAUCCAUUAUCUAAAUAUGUCAGAACUGUAAGCUGUUAGUUACACUACACACUGUGCCUACAUUAUGUAUGUUUUAGUGACAUACUGUUCUGUCAUCCUCUAUUAAGCCAUUAUGUGUAUACAUUCCAGUGUAUUACUUUGUAAAAUUAAGCACAACAAUAGAGCUGGAGAAAAAGCCAUAUAAAAAAAAAAUAAAAAAAAUGCUGCUUUUCAUAAUAUUUUUUAUUA
Messenger RNA from Myxocyprinus asiaticus (Chinese sucker), 11794 nucleotides. RefSeq names its product leucine-rich repeat serine/threonine-protein kinase 2-like. Lineage: Eukaryota; Metazoa; Chordata; Actinopteri; Cypriniformes; Catostomidae. Gene Ontology annotation, molecular function: protein binding; protein kinase activity; ATP binding. The transcript has 51 exons. Gene Ontology annotation, biological process: protein phosphorylation. The coding region runs from base 2 to 7597 and encodes 2531 amino acids. The record is from RefSeq and is a predicted model, not a curated record.